Messenger RNA from Alnus glutinosa, 1139 nucleotides. Its product is annotated as chlorophyllase-2. Lineage: Eukaryota; Viridiplantae; Streptophyta; Magnoliopsida; Fagales; Betulaceae. Gene Ontology annotation, biological process: chlorophyll catabolic process. The transcript has 2 exons. The record is from RefSeq and is a predicted model, not a curated record. The coding region runs from base 58 to 990 and encodes 310 amino acids. Gene Ontology annotation, molecular function: chlorophyllase activity.
UUACCACACAAAGAACUUCUCUUCUAAGUAAACUGUGAAGCUUCUUCAUACAGGGUCAUGACUUCUGCUUCUGCAAAAAACGUUUUUGAUGUUGGGAAGUACGAAACGGUGCUUCGAACAGUAGAAACUGGGUGUUGCACCACUCAGUCUAAACUUCCUGUCCCACCGCCGAAGCCGCUUUUGAUUGCCAUGCCAUCUGAAGCCGGUGAAUUCCCACUACUUGUCUUCCUCCAUGGUUACCUUCUCUACAACUCAUUUUAUUCUCAGCUUAUCCAACACAUCGCUUCUCAUGGAUUCAUUGUCAUCGCACCUCAGUUAUACACCUUGGCUGGACCAGAUGCAACUGAUGACAUUAAGUCCACAGUGGCCACAGCAAAUUGGCUAUCAGAAGGACUCCAUUACUUGCUUCCACCCCAUGUUCAGCCAAAUUUAAGAAAGCUAGGACUCGCCGGCCAUAGCCGUGGCGGCAAGACCGCUUUUGCGGUUGCUCUUGAAAAAGCAGCAACUUCUCUAAACUUCUCUGCUUUAAUAGGCAUUGACCCAGUUGAUGGAAUGGACAAAGGGAAACAAACCCCUCCGCCAGUACUCACCUAUGUUCCUCGUUCAUUUCACCUUGAUAUGGCUGCAAUGGUCAUUGGUACAGAAUUGGGUGAAAUGAAAAAGAAUCCUCUAUUUCCUGCUCCUGCUCCCAAGGGAGUCAACCAUGAGGAUUUCUUUAAUGAAUGUCAAAAACCAGCUUGUCAUUUUCUUGUGAAGGACUAUGGUCAUGUUGAUAUGUUAGAUGAUGAUACCAAGGGGAUUAGAGGGAAAGCUACAUACUGUUUGUGUAAGAAUGGCAAGUCUAGGAAACCCAUGAGGAGGUUUGUUGGAGGAAUUGUUGUUGCAUUCAUGAAAGCUUAUCUGCUAGCUGAUAGCAGUGACUUAAUGGCUGUAAGAGAUGGGCAUGAGACUGCACCGGUGGAGCUCAAAACUAUUGAAUUUCUAGUGUGAAAUUUAAUUGUAGAGGCAGCUACAAUUGAAGAAUAGAUCUAGAGUAAUUUGAGCUUUCAUAUGCUCUUGCAGAAAUUCACAGUUUCAAUAAAACUACUGUUACUUCUACAAAUUCUAUGAUGAAAUUUACCAUACUCUUUGAAGUAAAA